GGGUUUUGUUUAGCGGACUAAAUAAGCGGCGAAGCAGCUCAGUGUCGGAUUCUGAUUUACCUUGAUCUAAUUCGAUUCUGUGAAAAACAUGGCUGCCCAGAUUAGCAAGAAGCGCAAGUUUGUUGCCGAUGGAGUUUUCUUUGCAGAGUUAAAUGAGGUUUUGACCCGGGAACUUGCUGAGGAUGGAUACUCUGGGGUUGAAGUUAGGGUUACUCCCAUGCGUACUGAGAUCAUCAUUAGGGCCACACGUACCCAAAAUGUUCUCGGUGAGAAAGGUAGAAGGAUUAGAGAGCUUACUUCUGUUGUUCAGAAACGAUUCAAAUUUCCACAGGACAGUGUAGAGCUCUAUGCUGAGAAGGUUAACAACAGGGGUCUUUGUGCCAUUGCUCAGGCUGAAUCCCUGCGCUACAAGCUCCUUGGAGGACUUGCUGUCAGAAGGGCUUGCUAUGGUGUCCUAAGAUUUAUCAUGGAGAGUGGGGCAAAGGGAUGUGAGGUCAUUGUGAGUGGGAAGCUCCGUGCUCAGCGUGCCAAAUCAAUGAAGUUCAAGGAUGGUUACAUGAUAUCUUCUGGUCAACCUUGCAAAGAGUACAUUGACUCAGCUAUUAGGCAUGUUCUUCUUAGGCAGGGUGUGCUAGGUAUCAAGGUUAGAAUCAUGCUUGAUUGGGAUCCAAAGGGCAAGCAGGGCCCAACAACCCCAUUGCCUGAUCUUGUUACAAUCCAUCCUCCCAAGGAGGAGGAAGAGUACCUUCCACCCGUGAUGACAACCAACAUUGAGAUUCCGGUUGCUUAAAAUCUUUGCGGGCUUUUCUCAAAUAUGCAAUAUGUAGUGUUUAUCCAAACCAUCUCUUGUUUUUAAAUUAGUAGAACAAGGCAAGUAUGAAUAGAUCUUUUGCCUGUUUUAGCUUUUUCAUCAAUAUUAUAAAUUUUGAGUUGUUUAAUUUGUAUUCCAAGGAGAUGUUUUCGUUAAAACUAAAAUUUCUGGCCCUGC
Molecule: messenger RNA, 988 nt
Organism: Rubroshorea leprosula
Lineage: Eukaryota; Viridiplantae; Streptophyta; Magnoliopsida; Malvales; Dipterocarpaceae
Source: the annotation of a GenBank genome assembly